Messenger RNA from Fusarium keratoplasticum, 3180 nucleotides. RefSeq lists its product as uncharacterized. The coding region runs from base 1 to 3180 and encodes 1059 amino acids. The record is from RefSeq and is a predicted model, not a curated record. Gene Ontology annotation, biological process: protein import into nucleus. The transcript is spliced from 9 exons. Gene Ontology annotation, cellular component: cytosol; nuclear envelope. Gene Ontology annotation, molecular function: small GTPase binding. Lineage: Eukaryota; Fungi; Ascomycota; Sordariomycetes; Hypocreales; Nectriaceae.
AUGGAUAUCGCCGCUGUGAGGUCCUUGCUCGCCGCUAGCUUGGACCCUGAUGCCGACAACCGGAGGCGCUCUGAGCUUCAGCUAAAACAGAUUGAAGAACAGCCCGGCUUCCUCGAAUGUCUGCUUGAUAUUCUCCAGAACGAACAAGAGGCUAGUGUCCGGCUCUCGACCGUUAUCUACGUCAAGAACCGGGUCAAUCGAUCAUGGUACAACAACGAGGGGUACUCCACCGAGCCCCCCGCCGCCCUCAUCCCCGAAGAUGAGAAGGCUCGCGUGCGAGACCGCCUCCUGCCGAUUCUUGCUGCCUCCGAGGGCCUCGUCCGCCAGCAGCUCAUCCCCGUCCUCCAGCGAAUCCUUCAAUAUGAUUUCCCUGCCCGCUGGCCGCGGUUCAUGGACUUCACCCUCGAGCUCCUCAACACAAAUAACCCCAGUUCCGUCCUCGCUGGUCUUCAAUGUUUGUUGGCCAUUUGCCGCGCCUUUAGAUACAAGUCGACAGACAGCGAUGAUAGGCAACACUUUGAUAAGAUUGUCGAGGCCAGCUUCCCCCGCCUGCUGGCCAUCUGCAACGAGUUGGUGAACCAGGAGAGCGAUGAGGCUGGCGAGAUGCUCCACUUGGCAUUGAAGGCCUACAAGCAUGCGACUUGGCUGGAGCUCUCUCCCUUCCUGCGACAGCGCGACGUCAACAUUGCCUGGUGCACUGUUUUCCUCCACACCGUAUCCAAGGCCUGCCCCGCCAAUGCUCUCCAGGGCGACCAGAUCGAGCGCGAGAAGCAUCACUGGUGGAAGGCCAAGAAGUGGGCGUACUUUAACCUGAACCGCCUGUUCAUUCGACACGGCAACCCCGCGAGCCCCGGCAAGGGUGACGAGGCCCUCCAGUUCGCCAAGGACUUCAUUGCCAACAUCGCUCCCGAGAUCCUCAAGCACUACCUCCAGGAGAUUGAGAAGUGGGUUGCCAAGACCAUCUGGCUCAGUCGACCCUGCUUGUCUUACACCCUCGUUUUCCUCGACGAGUCGGUACGACCCAAGGAGAUGUGGACUCACCUGAAGGCGCAUCUGACCAACCUCGUUACUCACUUUGUCUUCCCCGUCCUCUGUCUUACCGAGGAGGACGUUGAGCAGUUCGAGGAGGAGCCCGACGAGUAUCUCCACCGAAAGCUCAACUACUUCGAGGAGGCUUCGGCUCCUGAUGUCGCUGCCACCAACUUCCUCGUCAACCUCACCAAGAACCGCCGGAAGGAGGUCUUUGAGAUCCUCAAGUUCGUCAACGUCGUCGUUACCGAGUACGAGGCCGCCCCCGAUGACAAGAAGAACCACAUCGCCAAGGAGGGUGCCCUGCGCAUGAUUGCCACCCUGGCUCCCGUCAUCCUGAGCAAGAAGAGCCCCAUUGCCGACGAGGUGGAAUAUUUCCUCGUUCGCUUUGUGUUCCCCGACUUCUCGAGCCAGCAGGGUUACCUCCGUGCGAGGGCUUGCGACACCAUCGAGAAGUUUGAGCAGCUCAACUUCCAGGACCAGAACAACCUCCUGACCAUCUACCGACACAUCCUCGACUGCAUGGCUGACCCUGCUCUGCCCGUUCGUGUCACUGCCGCCCUCGCCCUCCAGCCUCUUAUCCGCCACGAUGUCAUCCGAACGAGCAUGCAGCAGAACAUCCCCACCAUUAUGCAGCAGCUGCUCAAGCUUGCCAACGAAGCCGAUAUCGAUGCUCUCGCCAACGUUAUGGAGGAUUUUGUCGAGGUCUUCGCUACCGAGCUCACCCCCUUCGCUGUCGCCCUCAGCGAGCAACUCCGAGAUACCUACAUGCGAAUCGUGCGCGAGCUUCUCGAGAAGGAGAGCAAGGUUGGAGAUGAUGGCGAGCUUUACAACGAGUACGACGACAAGAGCAUCACUGCCCUUGGUGUUUUGCAGACCAUUGGCACCUUGAUCCUCACUCUGGAGAGCACCCCCGAUGUCCUCCUUCACAUCGAGGCUGUCCUCAUGCCGGUCAUUAAGGUGACCCUGGAGAACAAGCUCUAUGAUCUGUACAACGAGGUGUUUGAGAUAAUCGAUAGCUGCACCUUCGCUGCCAAGUCAAUUUCGCCUACCAUGUGGCAGGCGUUUGAGCUGAUCCACACCACCUUCAAGGCUGGUGCCGAGUACUACCUGGAGGACAUGCUCCCUGCCCUGGACAACUUUGUGCAGUUUGGUGCUCCCCAGCUGGCCCAGAAGCCCGAGUACACCCAGGCCCUCUACUCUAUGGUUGCCGACAUGUUCACCGAGAGCAUCCAGGGUGGAGUUGAGAGGAUAUGCGCCUGCAAGCUCGCCGAGGCCAUGAUGCUCAGCCUCCGAGGACAGAUUGACUCGUGUGUUGAGGGCUUCAUCAACAUGGCCAUGAACAUCCUGGCCAACCAGGAUGUCAAGGUUAAGAGCUACCGCAUCCACCUGAUGGAGAUGGUUAUCAACUCGAUCUACUACAACCCUCUCCUGACUCUCCAGGUUCUCGAGAACAAGGGAUGGACAAACCGCUUCUUCAGCCUCUGGUUCGGCAGCAUGACUUCGUUCACUCGCGUUCACGACAAGAAGCUGUGCAUCGUGGCUAUUUCUGCUCUUCUUAGCCUUGGUCAUGAGCAGGUUCCGGCUAGUGUCUCGGUUGGCUGGCCUAGGUUGCUGCAGGGCAUUACAGAGCUGUUCCGCACGCUGCCGGCUGCUCAGAAGAACCGAGAAGAGGCCCUCCGGGACGAUAUCCACCUCGAGUCUUCGUAUGACUAUGGUGAGGAGGAUGAGUGGGAUGAUGACGACGCCAACUGGAACGCCGACGAGGAGGAUCCUUCUACCGAGACACCCGAGACCAAGGAUGAGAGCACUGCUUACCUUAACUUCCUCAACGAGGAGGCUCAGAAGUUCAGCCGAGCCAUUGAUGAUGUUGAGGAGGAUGAUCUCGGCGAGGAUACUGUCCUGCUCGAGUCUCCUCUCGACAAGGUUGAGCCUUACCAGCUCUUCCGUGCCACGUUGAUGAAAAUGCAACAAGAGCAACCCCAAUUCUACGCAACCCUGGCCGGACACCUCACGGCCGAGGACCAGAGCGUUAUCCAGACCGUCAUGGUCAAGGCUGACGAGAUCGCUACGCAGCAGGCGCAGCUCCUCGCCCAGCAGCAGGCUGUCUUGGCCGGCAACGUGGGUGCGCCCAACGGCGGUGCCAGUUAG